This is a messenger RNA of Caenorhabditis elegans, 2559 nucleotides long. It is a transcript of the gene ztf-18, whose product is annotated as C2H2-type domain-containing protein. The record is from RefSeq and is marked reviewed. Lineage: Eukaryota; Metazoa; Nematoda; Chromadorea; Rhabditida; Rhabditidae. Gene Ontology annotation, molecular function: nucleic acid binding.
GCAAGGGAGAGUAGAGAGCCUAGACGCAGACACGGGAGAACAUUUUGAAUUCCGACAUAAAAUUUGUCUCUCGCAUAUUUUUAAAACGCCAUAGUUUUUUCUUAAAAAAUGCUGCCAUCGACUUCAAAAUCUGUAGAAGUAAAUGAAAAUUCGGAAGAACCGAUUGAACUGGAAGAGAAUGUAAUAGUAGUCACCGGCGACGAAAUUCAAGCAGAAAUCGCAGUUGUCGACGGAGAGGAAGUGAUCUUUGCGGAUGAUGACGAAUAUAUAGAGUACGACCCGUUGAGUAUAGCCAAUGAUCGGAAUGCUGUGUAUGACAUAUACCAACCACACGAGUCUGAAAAUGGAACAUUCAUGUGUAAAAUUUGCAUGCGAACUGGAAAAAACACGGAAUACGAGGACAGAUCGACGUUUGUAGCUCAUCGAUACAAAUGCCAUGGAAGUUUUAAUAACAACGUAAUGUGUCCCCUUGGAGACUGCCGGGAAGUUUUCGCUUCUUUGUACACCCUUCGACGCCAUCUUAGCCAGCAGCAUGAGCUUCCGAUAGAAAUUCACUUGCAAUCUUUUGUGAAUAUCGGAGAGUUCGAGAAGUUUCGACAUUUGGUCGAACUUGCAUCGGGAUGUAGAUUCAUGAUGCACACAAAACAACCGAAAUAUCGCAGACAGGUUAUGCACUGCUCGAAGAGUGAGCACAAAUUGGUGUUACAAACACAGAAACACCGACUCCCACGUGAAAGAAUGUUGAAAGAAGGAUCAGCGUGCCCCUCAGUCAUCUCAUACCGUGUCGAAUCCUCCAGCGGUGAAGUACAUACGUUCAUGCAGCUCUAUCACAUCGGUCAUGCUCCUGACACAGAAUCUCAGAAUAGCAAUGCAGAUAAUGCUAGACCAAUGGAUAUAGUGUUCCCCAUUAAACCAGCAUGUUGGGCUAAUCAUCCAAUGCAAUAUGUUCAAAUCGAUGUUCAUGAGAUGCCAACUUCAAUUUAUGGAAACAAAAUAUACGACAACAUUCUCAUCGUCACUUGUCUGAAAACACGAUUUUUGUGGGCGAAACCACUUUUCGAGUGCACAAGAACAGCGAUCGGACGAAUUUUGAACUCGAUUUUUAAUGAAUACGGUGUUCCGGAGGGAUUUUCAACAUCAUUCUCGCCGACAUACAUCCGGGAUACAAUAAAAUCAUUGGAAAGUGUGUAUGCUGUGGAAAUUCGAGAAGUUUGGAAUGAACCGCUUCCGUAUAAUUGUCUAGAACGAUGGGUUCUGGAACUAGCUCAAAAUGAGCUUGGAACACGAAACCGAUGGGUAGAACAAUUGCAAUUUCUCGUAAUGGAAUAUAAUCAGAAACCGAUUCCUGAUCGAAUGGAGACGCCAUUCGAACGAAUGUUCAAUAGAAAAGCUCCUAAUUUAUAUCAUAAUGGAGAUAAUCAAGAAAUCAUUCACGACAAGUAUAUUUCUUAUCAUUCAGAAUUGAGAAAUGAAGAGGAAGGUGUUGAGAAUCGAUUGAACACUAGUUUUGAACCUGGAAGAAAAGUCUUUUUACGCAAAGGAAUCACAAAACCAAGACGUGGAAACAACACACAAUAUUAUUUCGGUUACAUUGGAGAAGUCGAUCCAUCAAACCCAUACUAUCCGUUCAAAGUUCACUACACAAGCUCCGAUUCUCCAUGGCCAUCAGAAAGAAACAUCUACGCAUGGGUCAGCGUGUUCGAUCUUCUUCCAACAAUUCAUGAAAUCAGCGAAAUGUCAAUGACUUCCAAGAAAGUAUCAAUUGCUGGACUAUUAUGCUCAUGUAUGGGCAUUGAAUCAUCACAAAAAUAUGAUCUAACUGCUAUGGGAGAUAUAGCUCGAGAAUCGUCGAGAUGCUUGUUAUUCAGAAAUUGUUUAUGUACAAACCAAAUGUCUCGAUUUUGUUGUAAACUUGUUGGAAGAGAGCACUGCAGAUUUCAUUCGGUAUAUCCGGAAAACGACGAGUCUUACGCGAAAAUGGACGCAGCGCUCUCAUCGUUUAUUGCGUAUAACAAAGAUUCCAGUAAGGAAGCUGAGAAGGAUUUACAGGAUUCUACCCCAAUAGAACAAAUAUUAAAUGAAGUUGGACGACGGCGCCUUGAAAGUGAAAUAACUGUCGAAGAUCCAGAAGAUCUGGCUCCACCAAUUCUAGAGCCAAUGGAACCAACAGAAAGACAUUUGGAUACAGAGGAGGAGGAAGAGGAACCAAAUCAAAUUCCAAUGGCCUCCGAGCAUAUUGAUAUUGAGGGAGUCGACGAAGAGGAAAUUAUGGAACAUUCGGUCAAUGCAAUUUCAGAGGAAAUCCUCUUCGAGUAUGCUGAUGAUAAACGAGAUGAUGGUCCUUCCACGCCGAAACGUGGCAGGAGAAGAAAGUCGCCAUCAGAAUCGGCGGGAAAAAAGAAGAAACUAUCGAAUAAUGAUGAAUUCGUGGAAUCUACAGUCUCUAGGCGAUCAUCAGCGAGAAGAACUAUCAGACCAAAAAAUCUAGAUGACUAUGUUGAAUAACUUGAAAUUACUUUAAUUCCUUUUUUAUUUAAAACUCAUAAAUACUUUGAAUAU